AUGUUGUCGCCUAUGUUGAUGUUUGGUCAUCAGACAAAAGAGCAAAUUACUCUAAACCAUUUGUUCAGCAACUGCAGGAAAUGGGCGCUGAGGUAUCACAAAGAUUCAAUAAACAAGUCACUCAUGUCGUGUUCAACAAUGGUCAUCUGGCCACAUGGAGGAAAGCUAAGAAAAGUGAGGUGCAGCUUGUCUCUGUUCUGUGGGUAGGAAGAUGUUAUGAUGAUGGUGUACGUGCGGAUGAGAAGUUGUUUCCAGCCUUAAAUGAUGAAAGCAAUCCUGUGAUGAAGAACAGGAAACAUCGUUGCAUGUUGCCCAAAGAUUCUCCAGAGAAGACUACUGAAAAUGACUGGCGUAUGAGGAAAAAAUUAGAUAAGAUGAUGAAGGAUCUGGCUCCAAAAGAACCUUUUGUUACUGAUAUGUCGCCCAUAAUUAUUGAUGAGGAGAAUGGAAUAAUCUAUAGUCCUGCUCUGAAAAGGUCAGAUUACAUGGCACGACGUUUGAAAGACAUGAAAGACAAACGGGAGAACCUUUCACCUACUGUAGAUGACCAGUCUGAUGAUGAUUCCUGUGCUUCUGUUGCUGAACUUGGUUGCUCACCUGACAAGGAAGAGGGGAGAACACAUUUGAACGGGAGAGAGCUUGGCUGUGUUGAACACUCUGGAAAGCCCGGGUUCUCACCCUGCCAUGACGUGCCAAAACGGAUUUCAAGCGAGCCCGAUUGUCCCGACUUUAAGAACAAAGAGGAUGAAGAGGGGAAUAAACAAACAAAGCCAAGAAUAAGUUCAGCCAGGAAAAAGACUGCAGAAAAAUUCAAAUGUGAAGACUUUCUAGAGAGUCCUUUGCAGGAUUGGUCUGACAAGAAGGCUCAUACAGAACAAAAACAAUCCCAGAGUAAAUCACCUAACGUAUUUAAAAAGGGAGAACAACAAGUUUCAGAUACUAAAUCCUUUACAGACACUGGGUCCUACAUUAAUCCUGCCUUUGUGAAAUCUUUGGGUUGCCUUUCAUUAGCCAUGCCCGCUGAUACUGCUUCUGCACGGUCAAAGGCAGCUUCUACCCCGUCACAGAAAAUGGAGCGCAGGACACCCAAACGAAGCAGAUCUUCACUUUCUGCAUUGGUACGAUCUGCUACUCUAUCCAGUGAAUGCAAAAGUGUUCUUUCUGAUUCCACUGAAGGAGAGGUGUUUGAGGACUAUUUUUCUCCAGCGAACCGCAAAAAGUCCAUUUUGCCUAAUCUACCCAUGGAGAGCACCAUUCAGAUCCCUUUUGAGCUGGACUCUGCCCCAAAGAAGAGGAAACAAAGAAGCAAAAGCUUUGGAUUUGAACCUAAUGGCAAAAAACCCCAGAAACCAGAGAAAAGUCAGAGUAGCAAAAAUGUCCAACCACAAUCCAAUGAAGUCAGUGAGCCUCAAAGUCUGCAACAGGAUAAAAAAACAUCUCUCACAAAAUUAGAUAACCCCAGAGACAAUCUAACACUAAUGAGUAAAAGGCGAAGACAAAGCACCUUGGCACUUUCAAGCACCAGUACAGCUAAAAUUGAUGAGGGGAAAUGGAGGUCUGCAUUCAAACCAGAUUCGCCCUCAUUGCCAACAGAGAAUGCCACAGAGACUGAGCAGCAGAAACACUCUGAUUUCACUGUUCUUUCUCACACUGUGGAAAGUGGAGGAAAUGAAUGUACGGUUGCAGCUGGUUUCACAGAGGUCUCCUCUGAAACUGAAGAAAAUCGCAAAAAGCAACUCUGCUUAAGUCUUCAGAAAAUGGUUAACAAAACAAAGAACAUGAGAACACUGGUCAUGACAAGCAUGCCAACUGAGAAGCAGCACACGGUGGUUCAGGUGGUGAAAGCACUGGGUGGUUUUUCAAUUGUUGACCGAGUGUGUGAGAGCACAACUCAUGUGGUGUCUGGGGGACACAGGCGGACUCUCAACAUCCUGCUGGGAAUAGCACGUGGCUGCUGGAUCCUCUCUUUUGAAUGGAUUCUGUGGUGUUUGGAGCAGAGACAAUGGAUUCCAGAAGAACCAUAUGAACUUUCAGACCAAUUUCCUGCAGCACAGCAUCCUGUG
Molecule: messenger RNA, 2063 nt
Organism: Menidia menidia (Atlantic silverside)
Lineage: Eukaryota; Metazoa; Chordata; Actinopteri; Atheriniformes; Atherinopsidae
Source: the annotation of a GenBank genome assembly